Messenger RNA from Heterocephalus glaber (naked mole-rat), 5626 nucleotides. RefSeq names its product interleukin 1 receptor accessory protein like 1 (gene Il1rapl1). The record is from RefSeq and is a predicted model, not a curated record. Gene Ontology annotation, biological process: signal transduction; negative regulation of exocytosis. Lineage: Eukaryota; Metazoa; Chordata; Mammalia; Rodentia; Bathyergidae.
CCCCCCCACCCCCUUUGAAAAAAUCAUUUUUGGGGGCUGUUGAAGAGAGCUAGGACCCAGGAGACACCUUCCCAAACAGCAGGGGUUGUGUGCUUUCACAUAGCAGUACUGUACAAGGAAAACCCGACGGAUCUGUUAUUGCGGGAUACUUGUGAAAUAUACAUAGGAUUGAUUCUUUCUUAUGGCUGCAUUCCGGAUCUGGAAAUUUUACUUGGGGACCAGGCGGAAUUGAAAGCCUACAUGUAUCCAGAAGAUUUGCAAGUGAGACUCCGAUUCUUGUCAUAGAGCUCACAGACUUCCUCACUUAUCAGCCUUUUUCCUUCCUUUUUUUUUCUUAAAAGAAUUAUUUACCCUGUCCUGUUCCUGUGUUCUCCUCUCUCAGUCACUCCUUUUCUAUCUGCCUCUUCUUUUUUUUUCUCCCAGUCUUUUUCCCCUGCUCUGCACCUGGAUUGUAUCUUUUCCAAACAAUCGGGCACUUUGAGAACUAACUGGAGACAGUCUUGUAGGGGAAGAUCUGUAUGGAAUUAUCUGCUUUUAUGUUGAACUUGGCAUUUGUGAAUGGGUUCUUGUUCACAAUAUUAAUUGCUAACAAAAACAAGAAAAAGAGCCCAGGAGUAAAACGUGGAUUUUUCUGAAUACGCAUUGUGAUGACCAGCAAUUACCUUACCGACUAAUAUCCAGCGGAGAAUAAUUUGGAAGACAGUUGUGGGGAUCAGCCUUUAAGAGCUGGAAGAUGAAAGCUCCAAUUCCGCAUUUGAUUCUCUUAUACGCUACUUUUACUCAGAGUUUGAAGGUUGUAACCAAAAGAGGCUCUGCAGAUGGAUGCACUGAUUGGUCCAUCGACAUUAAGAAAUAUCAAGUAUUGGUGGGAGAACCUGUUCGAAUCAAAUGUGCACUCUUUUAUGGUUAUAUCAGAACAAAUUAUUCCCUUGCCCAAAGUGCUGGACUCAGUUUGAUGUGGUACAAGAGCUCUGGCCCUGGAGAUUUUGAAGAACCAAUAGCCUUUGAUGGAAGUAGAAUGAGCAAAGAGGAAGACUCCAUUUGGUUCCGGCCGACAUUGCUACAGGACAGUGGGCUUUAUGCCUGUGUUAUCAGAAACUCCACUUACUGUAUGAAGGUAUCCAUCUCACUGACAGUGGGUGAAAAUGACACUGGAUUCUGCUACAAUUCCAAGAUGAAAUACUUUGAAAAAGCUGAACUUAGCAAAAGCAAGGAAAUUGCAUGCCGUGACAUAGAGGACUUUUUACUACCAACCAGAGAACCAGAAAUCCUUUGGUAUAAGGAAUGUAGGACAAAAACUUGGAGGCACAGUAUUGUAUUCAAAAGAGAUACCUUGCUUAUAAGAGAAGUCCGAGAAGAUGACAUUGGAAAUUAUACCUGUGAAUUAAAAUAUGGAAGCUUUGUCGUGAGAAGAACUACAGAAUUAACCGUUACAGCUCCUCUGACUGAUAAGCCACCCAAGCUUUUGUAUCCUGUGGAAAGUAAACUGACAAUUCAGGAAACUCAGCUGGGUGACUCAGCUAAUCUAACCUGCAGAGCUUUCUUUGGGUACAGUGGAGAUGUUAGUCCCUUAAUUUACUGGAUGAAGGGAGAGAAGUUUAUUGAAGAUCUGGAUGAAAAUCGAAUUUGGGAAAGUGAUAUUAGAAUUCUUAAGGAACAUCUUGGGGAAAAGGAAGUUUCUAUCUCAUUAAUUGUGAACUCUGUGGAAGAAGGUGACUUGGGAAAUUAUUCCUGUUAUGUUGAAAAUGGAAAUGGACGUCGACAUGCCAGUGUUCUCCUUCAUAAACGGGAGCUAAUGUACACAGUUGAACUUGCUGGAGGGCUUGGUGCUAUUCUUUUACUGCUUGUUUGUCUGGUGACCAUCUAUAAGUGUUACAAGAUAGAAAUCAUGCUCUUCUACAGGAAUCAUUUUGGAGCGGAGGAACUGGAUGGAGACAAUAAAGAUUACGAUGCCUACUUAUCAUAUACCAAAGUGGAUCCUGACCAGUGGAAUCAAGAGACGGGGGAAGAAGAACGUUUUGCCCUUGAAAUUCUCCCUGAUAUGCUUGAAAAGCAUUAUGGAUACAAGUUGUUUAUACCAGAUAGAGAUUUAAUCCCAACUGGAACAUACAUUGAAGAUGUGGCAAGAUGCGUAGAUCAAAGCAAGAGGCUGAUUAUUGUCAUGACUCCAAAUUACGUGGUUAGAAGAGGCUGGAGCAUCUUUGAACUGGAGACCAGACUUCGAAACAUGCUUGUGACUGGAGAGAUUAAAGUAAUAUUAAUCGAAUGCACUGAGCUCCGAGGCAUUAUGAACUACCAGGAGGUGGAGGCCCUCAAGCACACCAUCAAGCUCCUGACGGUUAUUAAAUGGCACGGACCAAAAUCCAACAAGUUGAACUCUAAGUUCUGGAAACGUUUACAGUAUGAAAUGCCUUUUAAGAGGAUAGAACCCAUUACACACGAGCAGGCUUUAGACGUCAGUGAGCAGGGGCCUUUCGGGGAACUGCAGACUGUCUCGGCCAUUUCCAUGGCUGCGGCCACCUCCACCGCUUUAGCCACUGCCCAUCCAGAUCUCCGUUCUACCUUUCACAACACGUACCAUUCACAAAUGCGUCAGAAACACUACUACCGAAGCUAUGAGUACGAUGUACCUCCUACCGGCACCCUGCCUCUUACCUCCAUAGGAAAUCAGCAUACCUACUGUAACAUCCCUAUGACACUCAUCAACGGGCAGCGGCCACAGACAAAAUCGAGCAGAGAGCAGAAUCCAGAUGAGGCCCACACAAACAGUGCCAUCCUGCCACUGUUGCCAAGGGAGACCAGUAUAUCCAGUGUGAUAUGGUGACAGAAAAGCAAGGGACAUCCCUUCCCUGGGAGUUAGAGUGGAAUCUGCAGUCCAGUGCCUGGAACUAAAUCCUCGACUGCUGCUGUUAAAAACACGCAUUACAAUCUCUAGAACACGAGGAAAAACAGGGUCUUGUACAUAUGUUUUUUGGAAUUUCUUUGUAGCAUCAGUGUCUUCCUGUUUUACCAUGUCUCUUACCAUUCCUUUUUUUGACUUUGUUUUAUAUGUUAUUGGAAUUUGUAAAUUUACAUUUUUUUUAAAGAAGAGACUUGAUGUGUAGAUAGAAAACUCUUUUUUUUUUGGCUUCAUUAGUUUAGUUUUAGAAUGGGUUUUUAUUUCCUUUUUUAAAUUUUUUAUUUUGCUUUUAACAUUUCCUUGGGGUGCUUGGACAACCCUAUCUGAUGGGACAAGGAGCACCGGAUCCUCUCUCGGGUUCUGCCUAGGAUCUGCCCGGCCACAUCAGCCUACAGAAAGCAGUGCAACGGCCGCCAGCAUUGCCAUUUGCAAAACAAGAAUGAGAAAGAAAGAGAGAGAGAGAGAAAAAGAGAGAGAGAGAGAGAGAGAGAGAGAGAAAGAAAGAAGAACAUUUGUUCAUAGGAGGGCCCCGCCAGGCAGAGCCCUGAAUCUUCCUUGUCCCACUUCAUUCCCACCUCUACCCUUCUAAUGGCAGCAUGAUGUGUAAACUCUGCAGAGGGGUGGGGGUGGGUCUAACUGUCUUAACAUUUAAUUCACUGCUGUUCAGAAUACACUCUAGACCCAAAGGUGUGCUAGUCACCUGACAGUGACCACUAAAAUGUGCUAAGAAAAGAAGAUCAAGGGCACGAAAAUGGGGAGAGUGUUAUUUCUGUUUUUCAAAUGAGUUGAUGUAUCCUUAUAUAUAUAUAUAUAUAUAUAUGAAUAUAUAUAAAACAACAAAACAAAACAAACAAAAAAACAAAAAAAAGAGAAAAAAAAAACAACAAAAAAAAAUCAAGCCCUAUAUUUGAUCACUUCCUGGAAAGGCAUGAAUGUGUUUGUGGCUAUUUUUGUUUAAUAUUCUACUUCCUCUUUUCCCUCUAUAAUUUUUCUGCAAAUGAGAUUAUGUGCAAAUACCAGGCAAGUUAACUCAAAAGGGUGAAUCAAGGAAAGUGAAAAGAAUUUUAAGUGGAAGGCUUCCAAAGCAAAGGAAGAAUAGGAUGUGUUAUCAAAUAUGUUGUGUCACCUUGUAUUAUACGAAAUGUUAUUUUCUAAAGAGUCAGAGAAAAUCUGUGAAACUUAUUGUGGAGUCCCCUUGUAUUUAAAUGUUAACUCGCUUGUAUUUAAUUUUUAAGGCUACAUUCAGAAUUAGGUGUUUUGUUCAGUCUGUGCACAUAAGCAACACUUAUUAAUAUCAAGGUGUUUAAAUAAGAACUCAGGAGGUCAAACAUAUGAAUACCAACAGAGAUCAGCAUUUUCAAAACAAAUAUUAUUUACGCAAAAUAGUUUUAAAAUUAGAUCAGAAAGCAUUUAAAGUAGUUAAUUUUACUGUAUAAAGAAUUAAUUUUUUAACUAUAUGAUUCUAUCUUUCAGAAAGAGAAAGCUGAUGCUCCCAGGACUUCCAUCACUUACCAUGUAGCUUUAUGUUUGAAAACAAUGACAUAAGCAGCUAAUUCAUAUACAUGAUAAGAACAAUACAAAAUCAAUAACAAAGGAACCUGGGAAGGACAGAGUUUUUAAAAGGAAAUAUUACCUAUGUAGCUUUUAGUUUAAAAAUGUGACAAAAAUACUGAUAGUAGAACUUAUUCAUCACUUUAAUGAUUCAUUGUAGGAACUUCCAUCACAGUCAUCACCUGUGGGUUCGUGUAGUGACUAUUGUGUGUUUGCUUUAUUCCUACCGCCAUAUAACAAGAAAACAAUUCUACAAUACUGCUCCAGUGCUAAGGUGUGAGUUGGCCACAAAAAGGAAAGGUGUAAUCUUCAAUAAAGGUCACUGGGGGGAUAAGAUAGAAAUGCAAAUAUCUGAGAAAUGAGUAUAAGCAUUUUGUUACAAUGAAAAGGUUUCGGUAUCUGUGGGACAAGGUAAAGGAGCCUUGGGAUGUACAUUAAUUUUUAUUGGCUUAAAAGUCUUUACUUCCCUGACAACUUGCCUGAGUCUUUCUCUACAAUCUGUCUUUAUUCCUGUGCUCCCCUUGGAUCUGUGUCGUAUUUUUGCAAAGCAGAAGUGAAGCUGCAAGGUCGUGUAAAACUUUAAGGUCAGCUUUAAACAUUGGGUUAUUUUUAGAAACUGAGAAGGCCGUUGUUUACUUUGUACUAUGGACACCUGUCAGGGACUGGUGGCAGUGAACCUCAUUGGACUGGAUACCAAACUCCCCCAGUACUCAGAAAUGUGGAAACGUGGCAAUGGCCUGGUUUAUGUUUUUGGGUUUUAUUUUCUUAUUUUUCUUCUUAAGUGCACGAUGGAAGUGUGGAAUAAAUGUAGAGGAAGUAAUCAGACCACAGUCAUAUUUUAGGCAUCCAUAGGUGUUAAUUUAGCUGCAUUGGGAGUACAUUUUUCGUUCUAUUUUUAGUGUAGAUUUAAGCACUUUGAAUAGCAUGAUUCAGGGAUUGAUGGGUAAUAUUUGAUAUUCUCACAAUUUAAGAAACUUUUUUUCCUCUAAUGCUUUGUCAUAUUUUAAAAAUGAAAUAAAUGCAAAACAAGCUAUCUAUGGCUUUAGGAACAUUCCUCCCAAGUAUUCCUCUAUCAGCUCCAUAUGAGAACAAACAAAGGAAACUGUCAUGUCUUCACGUGCUCUAUGUUUAACAAAAGUUCUGUUGGAACUCACAAUAAAAUGAGAAAAAAAUGCA